ACCCAUAGGGCAAUCAAGGUCAGCUGGUUUCCUAUAAAUAAUGCCUGUAAUUCCUGUCGUUACAAACAGACGCGCGCCACACACAGGAGAAAGAACAAAGGGCCUCAUCAUAYAGAGAAAUGAUUGAGUUUUUAGUCCACAAUAAUGUCAAUGGUAUUUGCAUCACUAAAUACGACUGCUCAGCUCCUGACCAAGAAUGUUGCAUGAAUCAAUGUGUUGGUGAUAACAACUGCUUUGGCAUGAAAUGCUCACUCGAUUCACAAUGCGGUUAUUCUGAAACCUGUUGCCGAGGCUCAUGCACAGGGCACUGCGACAUUCCAUUGCCUUUGAUUCUAGGCUGCGUGAUUACGGCUAUAUUUCUAAUUUCUUUGAUCGUUGGGGCUGUUUGGCUAUACAGAAGACGAACGAGAAGUCAUCAGCUCCAACGCAGACCCCUUGUGCCGUACAGCGGUAAUUCACGUGCUGCUACGGCAAACCCACGCCACUUUUACUACGGUGGGACUCAACAGCCUCAUCUUCUCCCUUGCACGCCUUCCACCACUUACCACCAAGGGAACCCACAAUCUAUUGAUUCCCAAUUUGGCCCAGCUUCCACAACAUACUUAGUGCCUGAUGAGUCACGCCAUCCAAGUCAAGAAUGUCACACCGUACCUUUGAGAGGUGCUAUUGCCAUGGCAACUGAGCAGCCUCCACCUUACGCAUCAUAUGAGCAAGUAACAGAAGACAAUAAAGAGCAAACAAAAUAGUCAAACAUAGAAAAGACUGCGCCUCCUGCUCCGUUUCUUGCUGACUGAUUGGUUUGGCUUGGAGUGAAUCAUGUAAGACCUAGCAUAUUGCCAUGCGUUAUAACUUGAAUGGUUCUAAGAACGAUGCAUGAUAUCAUAGUCCAUAUUACAAUUAAAGUAUUAUUGCCAUA
Messenger RNA from Actinia tenebrosa (Australian red waratah sea anemone), 916 nucleotides. RefSeq lists its product as uncharacterized. The record is from RefSeq and is a predicted model, not a curated record. Lineage: Eukaryota; Metazoa; Cnidaria; Anthozoa; Actiniaria; Actiniidae.